Messenger RNA from Eleginops maclovinus (Patagonian blennie), 4532 nucleotides. RefSeq names its product trafficking protein particle complex subunit 9 (gene trappc9). The transcript has 23 exons. Lineage: Eukaryota; Metazoa; Chordata; Actinopteri; Perciformes; Eleginopidae. The record is from RefSeq and is a predicted model, not a curated record. The coding region runs from base 80 to 3529 and encodes 1149 amino acids. Gene Ontology annotation, cellular component: trans-Golgi network.
CUUUAAAAAAGGGCAAAACAUUUGUCCAAAGAAGGAAGCUGUAAAAUAUUGACAGGUUCCUGCUGAGCCACAUGUAAAGAUGAGCGUCCCAGACUACAUGCAGUGUGCCGAGGACCACCAGACGGUUCUAGUGGUGGUCAAGCCGGUGGGUAUCGUCCCCGAGGACCAAUUCUUCAAGAUCUACAAACGCAUCGCCAGCGUGAGCCAGGUGAACAUCAGGGACUCUCAGCGCCUCCUUUACAUCCGCUAUCGCCACCACUACCUGCCGGAAAACAACGAGUGGGGGGACUUCCAGACGCACCGCAAAGUGGUGGGCCUCAUCUCCAUCACCACAUGCAGCUCGAUCAAGGACUGGCCCCAGACUUCCGAGCGUUUCCACGGGCAGAAGGAGGUGUACAGCUCCACGCUGUACGACUCGCGGCUGCUGGUGUUCGGGCUGCAGGGAGACAUCGCCGAGCAGCAGCGCACAGACGUGGCCUUCUACCCCAGCUUUGAAGACUGUCCCGAUGUGGAGAAGAGGGUGGAUGACUUUGUGGAGUCCAUUUUUAUUGUGUUGGAGUCCAAGAGGCUCGACCGGGCCACAGACAAGUCAGGUGACAAGACCCCUCUGCUCUGUGUGCCCUUUGAGAAGAAGGACUUUGUGGGUUUGGACACGGAUAGCAGGCAUUAUAAGAAGCGAUGCCAGGGCCGGAUGAGGAAGCACGUCGGGGACCUGUGUCUGCAGGCGGGAAUGCUGCAGGACGCCCUGGUCCACUACCACAUGUCUGUGGAGCUGCUCAGGGGGGUCAAUGACUUCCUGUGGCUGGGGGCUGCACUUGAGGGCUUGUGUUCAGCCUCGGUCAUAUUCCACUACCCAGGAGGCACGGCGGGGAAGACUGGGGGACGCAAGCCGAGCAUCUCUCAGCUGGCAGACAGCGGGAAACGCCACCGACCAGGGGCUCAGGAGGUUCUCAUUGACCCAGGAGCCCUCACAGCCAACGGCAUCAGUGCCGACACCAGCACUGAGAUCGGCCGGGCCAAGAACUGCCUGAGCCCUGAGGACAUCAUCGAGAAAUACAAGGAGGCGAUCUCCUACUAUGGGAAGGUAAUGAAACGCGGCGUGAUCGAGCUGGAGGCCUGCGUGAAGGCCGUCCGGGUGCUCGCCAUUCAGAAGAGGGCGAGGGAGGCCUCCGAGUUCCUGCAGAACGCCGUCUACAUCAACCUGGGACAGCUGACAGAGGAGGAGAAGAUCCAGCGCUACAGCAUCCUGUCCGAGCUCUACGAACUCAUCGGCUUCCAUCGCAAGUCGGCCUUCUUCAAGCGCGUGGCGGCCAUGCAGUGUGUGGCCCCCAGCAUCUCGGAGCCUGGCUGGAGGGCCUGCUACAAACUGCUGCUGGAGACUCUGCCCGGAUACAGCCUGUCAUUAGACCCCAAAGACUUCAGCAAAGGAACCCACCGAGGCUGGGCGGCUGUUCAGAUGCGCCUCCUUCACGAGCUGGUGUACGCGUCCCGGCGCAUGGGCAACCCUGGGCUCUCUGUGCGCCACCUCUCCUUCCUGCUGCAGACCAUGCUGGACUUCCUGUCUGAUCAAGAGAAGAAAGAGGUUACCCAGAGUCUGGAGAACUACACCUCCAAGUGUCCGGGAGGCAUGGAGGUCAUCACGCUUCCUGAUGGCCUGAAGCUCCCCCCCGUGCCCUUCACAAAGCUCCCCAUCGUGCGAUCAGUGAAGCUGCUCAAUCUGCCCGUCAGCCUGCGUCCUCACAAAGUGAAAGGCCUGCUGGGACAGAACAUGUCCACCGCCAGCCCCUUCAUCUACUCGCCCAUCAUCAUGCACAACAGAGGAGAGGAGCGCUGUAAGAAGAUCGACUUCCAGUGGGUCCAAGGAGAUGUUUGUGAAGUUCAGCUCAUGGUCUACAACCCCAUGCCGUACGAGCUUCGCGUGGACAACAUGGGUUUGCUGACAUCUGGAGUGGAGUUUGAAUCCCUGCCUGCCGGGCUCUCUCUACCUGCAGAGUCUGGCCUCUACCCCGUCACUCUGGUUGGCAUCCCGCGAACAGCUGGCAACAUCACUGUCAAUGGUUACCACACGUCGGUGUUUGGUGUGACCAGUGACUGCCUGUUGGAGGGUCUUUCCAGUGUGAAGACCAGUGGCUGCUUGGUGGAGGUCAUCCCCUCCCUGCCACGUCUCCAGCUCAGCACAUCUCUACCACGGUCGGCUCACACGCCUCAGCCGACGUCCAAAGAGGAACUGUCGAGCACCGUGUCCCUCCAGCUUUUCAACGGAGAGACGCAGCAGCUCACCAUCACCCUGGAGAACAUCGGAUCUGAGGACAUCGAGUCUCUGGAGCUCACCUCUAAGACCAUCACCACCAAAGAGAAAGUGUUCGGGGAGUUUCUGAGCUGGGAGCUGGAGGAGGCGUUGUCUCACCUCCCUCUGAAGUGCGGCCAGGCGCUGACGCUGACCGUCAACAUCAAAGUGAAGCUGGACUUUUCCGGCCAGGAGAGCCUUCUGCAGGACCUCAACGACGAUGGGAUCAGCGUGACGGGCCUGCCAAUCUCCAGUCCGCUGCGCCAAGUCCUCAAACCCCGCUCCGAAAGCAAGACUGUCAGCAGCGAGUCUGGCAAGGCGGAGUACAGCCACAUUAAGACGUUGGAAGCAGUGCUGAACUUCAAGUACUCGGGGGGAGCGGGCAAAGUGGAGGGCUACUACCGGGAGCUGUCCUUGGGAAUCCAUGUUGACGUGGAGCCGUCUGUAUUCUUCACCAGAGUCAACACCCUGCCUGCAACCAGCACCCGUCAGUGUCACCUCCUGCUCGACAUCUUCAACCCGACGGAGCACGAGCUCACCGUCAGCGCCAAGAACAACCAGGACCUGGUUCUCCACGCCAGCGAGUGCCAGAGGAUGGCAAUCCAGGUGGAUAAGUUUGACUUUGAGAGUCUGCCACAGCCGGACCAGGAGACGGCUCGCUUCACCAACCCCAAACAGCUGGAGGAGGAGCGCAAGCAUGCCCAGGGCUGCCAGAUCAACAGCAAUCUGGGCAUCUGUUGGAGCAUCCCGUCCCUGCGGCGCCGUGGAGAGGCCAGUGUGGAGGGAGUCCUCAACCAGCUGGUCCUGGAGCACCUGCAGCUUGCUCCUCUACAAUGGGAUGUGCUGGUGAACGGGAAGCCGUGUGACUGCGACGUCAUUGCCGACUGUAAAGCGGGCGACGCAGUGUCCCUGGAGGUGCAGCUGACCAACCUGAGCAAGAACUCUGUGGGCCCGCUGGCUCUGACCGUGGUGCCGUACCAGGACUACCAGAACGGAGUGCAGAACUACGACCUGGAGGACGCCGUCACCUUCAUCGGCUCCAACACCUUCUACAUCGACACGGUGAAACCCAAAGAAAGCUCUGUCUGUGUGGGAGCCCUGCUCUUCCUCUACACCGGAGAUUUCUACCUGAACAUCAAGUUUCAGGACGACAGCGCCGGACGAGAGCUUCCUCUAGCCUGGUUCACUCUGCCCAGCGUCCACAUACGAGCCCUGGACCCCCCACAGCAGGCCGGGGCCUAGAGCCGUGGGGGUCUCUUUAAUUUACCUCUUGAUGAAGGAUGGAGAGUUGUUUCUAAAGGUCCCUGUAAAUACUACAUUCUUGAAUUGAAUCACAUGUAAAUAUCAUUAAUGGUUACAGUAAAGAGCAAGUCUCACGAGGACACACUCCUACACAGUCAGCCCAUACGUUAGCAUCUAGCUAAUAAUGCGGCUAACAUCUUCACAGUUGGCUUUUUUUAAACCACUUCUUAUUUUUUUUGAACCAAUCUUAACGGUUAAGACUCAAAUCAAUUCAUCCCACUUGUGGAGAACGGGUUUACCUUUUGCCUUUGUUUAAGGUUUAAAUUUGACACAGAAGUUCACGUGAAAAAUAACAAACCACACCAAAAUGCUAAAUGCUAAUAUUCACAGCAACGGUGAUAGACACUCCAAGCUAACUAAUUAUCUGUGUUGAACCUUCUCAAUUUAGCUGGUUAGCUGAUGGUCGAGACAAAAUACCUUGGCUCAGGUAAACAUAGGUACAUUUGUUACCUAGAUUAAAAGAUGUACACCCUGUAAGUCAAACAUGUUAGGAAUUGAUGCGUUCGGGGUGUUUUAGCUAGCUAGCUUGCUAACUGCUAGCUAGACUAGUCACAACGAACUGUAGCCAGGGCAUAAAAUGAAAGUAGUUACUACGUCUUCAAGCUUUCAGUACCAACUUUUCAAGAGUACAGUUAUUCCAGAUGUACAGUUGUUGAGCUGGCAAUAUAGACAAGAAAUGAUCUACUGAAAGAAAGCUAGAAGAGUUAGCAUUCCUGGACAGAAGACGUCAGAUCCCUGAUUGAGACUGAAGAAGAGGAUAUGAAAAACCAACACUGGAAAUGUGGUUAGCUAUUUAUUCACACCAAAACCUAUUUAUUUCUGCUGCUGUAUUGAUCUUCUCUCUGUGCCACCUCAUUGUAUACUGAUGAAUCCUACUGUCUUAGAUCAGCCUGUCAUUACGUGCGACAUAUAACUGUUGUAAAUAAAAGCUUAAAGAAUCAAA